Molecule: messenger RNA, 1497 nt
Organism: Chelonus insularis
Lineage: Eukaryota; Metazoa; Arthropoda; Insecta; Hymenoptera; Braconidae
Product: inactive hydroxysteroid dehydrogenase-like protein 1
Exons: 6
Coding region: 389-1336 (315 amino acids)
Cellular component (GO): endoplasmic reticulum
Molecular function (GO): oxidoreductase activity
Source: RefSeq, a predicted model, not a curated record
UUAAUAACAUCUCGCAUCUUCCGUCCUCGUGCAAACUUUAUGUUUAUCCGGAUCAACGGUAAUUCAAGAGAGAUAGAUAUAUUCAUCUGAGGCGAAGAAUUUUAAUAAGAAAAAGUUUCCUUAUGUGGAAUCCCUUUUGUGAAAGUAACUUUUGAAAAGAGCAAUAUCAACAGUAUGCCAAAUCGCGCAUGUUCAGUUGAUCAACGAACAGGCAGCACACGACAGCAGAGAAAGUGUUUUGCCUUUGUGAGCUCUUUAACAGUCAUCAGGAGCUGGUGAAACUGAUUGGUAGUCCUCACUGGCUGAUUGAUGCUAAUAUUAUCUAAUAAAUUUGUUAUACCUUCGCCAUUUAUCUAUUUGAAAUCAAUGUUUCUCCUCUUCAAAGAAAAUGUUUCUAUCAAUUGCACUAUGGUUACUCGGAGUAUUGUUGAUUCUCUGGGCAUUAUUAGACCCUGUCAUCAGAGUAUCAAGAGCUUUAUACGAAGUGAUUAUUCCAGUUAUCAAUCCAACACCAAUUGAUUUGAAGACAAAGUUUGGUGAAUGGGCAGUGGUGACUGGUUCAACCGAUGGAAUCGGCAAAGCUUACGCAAAGGAACUUGCUGGUCGUGGCAUCAAUUUAAUUCUCAUCAGCAGAACGCUUGAUAGGCUUGAAGAAACUAAGAAUGAAAUAUUGAAAAUUAAUUCGGAUAUUGAUAUCAAAAUUAUUCAAGCGGACUUUGCCAAAGGAAGAGGUGUUACGACUGAUAUUGAGCAAAAAUUAAAAAACAUUCCUGUAGGAAUACUAGUCAAUAAUGUGGGGAAGCAAUACACAUAUCCAAUGUAUGUUGGAGAAGUUCCUGAAGAUGAAUUAUGGGACAUAAUUAAUAUAAAUAUUGGAGCAGCUACACUGAUGACAAAAAUAGUUAUUCCAGGAAUGCAAAAACGACAAAAAGGAGCUAUUGUCAAUGUCUCCUCAGGUGCAGAAUUACAACCAUUACCUUUAAUGACUGUUUAUGCAGCUACGAAAAUUUAUUUGCGAAGUUUCUCUGAAGCUUUGAGAGCUGAAUACAAAAAAUUUGGAAUCACAGUUCAACACUUAACACCAUUAUUUGUCAAUACAAAAAUGAAUGCUUUUAGUAAUCGACUUCAGGUAUCAACUAUAGUUGUUCCCGAUGCAACGACUUAUGCAAGAAAUGCUGUUGCAACACUUGGCAAAGUUGAUAGUAGCGCCGGUUAUUGGGCACAUGGUAUCCAAACAUUUUUCACACUUAUUCCACCAGUUUGGAUAAGAACAAAAAUUGGUGAGAUAAUGAAUCAAACAUUUAGAAAGGAUUAUUUCAAACAAAAAAGCAUAUAAACAUGUAAAUACACGUAUAAUUAUAACUCAUAAUCCACAAUCAACGAAAUACCAGAGAUGAUAAAUAUCGAUUUCAUUAAAAUUAUUAAACUUUUUACAGCUGUACAUUUAUUACUUAAUUUAUCAUUAUUAAAUGAUGUAAAUGAAAAAAGGAACAUUCU